AUGGAGGAAUAUGAAUAUUUAGAUCAAUUCUUCUCUUCCCCAAUGUGGUCAGAUAUAGAUCUGAAGGAAAGAUCAUCCGGAUUAGGUAGCGAAUCGGGUCAACCAAAUGGGUUGUUUCUCAGUUCAGUUGGAGAUUUCAACAAUAAUUCACACACAAGUAUGGUCAAUUCAAAUGGAAGUAAUCAGAGUUUAGCUCCUCAAGAUGCGUCAUCGGUUGUUCUUGGUUCGGAGUCGGAUUAUGGGAUCAACAUAGGUUUGCAUUCAGAAGAUGAUCAAAACCACUUCUUUGGAAACCCUUCCAAUGGAAUGGUAAAUGACGGUGCAUCAGGACUUACAAAUCUUGCAGAUGGCCAAUAUGAUAUGGCCAUUCCCUCAAAUGGCAAUAUUUCGAGCUCUUCUCUUCCCUUCCCCGAGGUUGGACAUAUGCAAGGCAAUGCUCUUGAACUAUCUGAUUUUCAGAGUUUCGAUGCAGAUUUUCAAACCCUUUUUCCGAUUCCGCAUUUGAGUCCUCUUCCACCUUUUGAGGGUGUUUCUUCAUUGUCUCCUGGUAUGGGGCAACAUAGAAUUGGAGGUUUUGGUCUCCAAGGAGGAGAAUAUGUUGAUAAUGAUUUCUAUUCCAUGGAAAGCCGUUCAACCAACUUGUCUUCUUCACUCUCUUCAAAUGGUACAUAUGACCUGCUAAAUAAUCCUUUAUCUUCUUUAGCGUCUGGUCCCCAGAUUACAAGGACUAUGGCGCCUGGCUUGCAGUCUCUAUCACAGGUCACAUCUAAUACUCCUCCUGGUGAAUCUAAUGGAAAUGGAAAGCCCCGUGUCAGGGCACGGCGAGGGCAGGCCACCGAUCCGCACAGUAUUGCUGAAAGGCUUCGGAGAGAAAAAAUCGCUGAUCGGAUGAAAAACCUGCAAGAACUUCUACCAAAUCCCAAUAAGACUGACAAGGCAUCCAUGCUUGAUGAGAUCAUUGAAUAUGUGAAAUUUCUUCAGCUUCAAGUGAAGGCUCUAAUUAGCACGAGCAGCCUUGGAGCAGGUGACGCUGUUGAGGGUGGUAACGGAGAGCUACUCUCACCAUCAUCCGGUCAAGUAGCUGACAUUGUUUUCCCUUCCCACGAAAUCGCGUUCGAGAGAGAGCUAGUGAAGCUGAUGGAAUCCAAUGUGACAAAAGCCAUGCAAUAUGUCCAAACCAAAGGGCUUUGCCUCAUGCCUGUUGGUCUUGCUUCCGCUGAAUCCACGGGAAAUGGAAAGGAAAAAGAAACCCCGUCACCGUCAUCAUCAUCGGCACCACUUUCCGAUGACGACCGGAAGAGAAAUGGGAUUCAUCAGAUGCCGUCUAAUGGCAAUGCCAUGAUGAGAAAUGCCACCACGGAAAGCAACAUCAUGGUUAACAGAAAAUGCGUUGUUGCUGCUAAACCAGCAGAAGAUGGGAAUAACAUUUCUCUCACCGCUAGAGAAUUGAAGCCAAAAAUAUGA
Morus notabilis is the source of this 1464-nucleotide messenger RNA. RefSeq names its product transcription factor bHLH69. The coding region runs from base 1 to 1464 and encodes 487 amino acids. Gene Ontology annotation, biological process: regulation of transcription by RNA polymerase II. NCBI's taxonomy places the organism in Eukaryota, Viridiplantae, Streptophyta, Magnoliopsida, Rosales, Moraceae. Gene Ontology annotation, cellular component: nucleus. The transcript has 7 exons. Gene Ontology annotation, molecular function: DNA-binding transcription factor activity, RNA polymerase II-specific; RNA polymerase II cis-regulatory region sequence-specific DNA binding; protein dimerization activity. The record is from RefSeq and is a predicted model, not a curated record.